CUUUACAAAACAAUGACAUACAGCAUAGGAUUCGGCAGCUGAAUGAAUGUCGUCUUUUGAUACCAUCUACAGAUCACUUCACUUCUUGCUUACUUACUUCUUAGACUUUCUUACUUCAUUUUCCACCGCUCCAUAAUCUCUUUCUAUCUCUUAAAUACUCCACUACUUCAACUUUAACCUUUACUUCACUCUCUCUUUCAAAAUGGCCGAAAAUAACAACUCAAACCCUACUCCUCCUCCACCGUCACCACCACCGCAACAAGAAACCGAUUCAUCCACCCUAACUCCCCAGCCACAGCCACAGCCAGAACCGGAACUCCCGGUUACCGACCAAAAAGAACUCCCCGAUCCACCACCACAACCAACCGAAUCAGAAACCGAUACCAAAGGUAACCAGUCACAAGAUGUAGUAGCACCAGAACCCUCACCAGAACCCCAACCCGAACAAAAUCAACAACAACAACAACAAAAGAAAAUUCCAGUAAAUUUAGUUUCAUUCAAAGAAGAAAGCAACAAGCUAAGCGAUCUCUCCGAUUCAGAAACAACUUCACUCAACCAACUCAAACACCUCAUAACUGAAUCAAUCAAAGGUGAACAAGUUUCAAUCUACGGCGUCCCCCUUCUCGCCGACGAACGCACCGACGUAAUCCUCCUCAAAUUCCUCCGCGCUCGCGACUUCAAACCGAAAGACUCCCACACAAUGCUCACCAACACCCUCCAAUGGCGAAAAGACUUCAACAUAGACUCACUUCUGGACGAAGAUCUAGGCGAGGAUUUGGACAAAGUUGUUUUCAUGCAUGGCUUUUCAAGAGAGGCGCAUCCUGUUUGUUAUAAUGUGUAUGGUGAGUUUCAGAAUAAGGAGCUUUAUGAUAAGACUUUCGGGAAUGAGGAAAGGAGGAACAGGUUUUUGAGAUGGAGGAUUCAGUUUUUGGAGAAGAGUAUUAGGAAGCUUGAUUUUUAUCCUGGUGGUGUUAACACUGUUUUUCAAGUUAAUGAUUUGAAAAACUCGCCGGGGCCGGCGAAAAGGGAGCUUAGACUUGCUACUAAACAGGCGCUGCAGUUGCUUCAGGAUAAUUAUCCUGAGUUUGUUGCUAAACAGGUUUUUAUCAAUGUGCCAUGGUGGUAUCUUGCAUUCUAUACCAUGAUCAAUCCGUUCUUGACUCAGAGGACGAAGAGUAAAUUUGUGUUUGCAGGCCCAUCCAAGUCUCCCGACACACUUUUCAAGUAUAUUUCUCCUGAGCAAGUGCCGGUUCAGUAUGGUGGCCUGAGUGUUGAUUUUUGUGAUUGCAACCCGGAUUUCAGCAUUAACGAUCCCACCACGGAAAUUCCUGUAAAGCCAACCACUAAGCAAACCGUCGAAAUUGCUAUAUAUGAGAAAUGCAUUAUUGUCUGGGAAUUGCGCGUGGUGGGCUGGGAAGUUAGUUACAGUGCUGAAUUCAAACCUGAUGCUGAGGAUAGAUAUGCAGUUAUUAUACAGAAGGCUACAAAGAUGGCCCCUAGCGAUGAACCAGUAGUUUCCAACAGCUUUAAAGUCGGUGAACUAGGAAAAUUGCUCCUCACUGUCGACAAUCCUACCUUGAAAAAGAAGAGGCUUCUUUACAGGUUCAAGAUAAAACCCUACUCCGAUUAAGAGAAAAUCGUCUCUAGUCUCUCGAGUUUCAAAUGGUUUUCUAUAUAUAUGAAGGAAAUAGAGCUUGACGAGUAAGAAGUAUGUGUGUCAUAAUUAGUUCCGCCCAUUAUUCAUCUAUAGUUUUGGUCUUGAUUUGUUUGCAUAUGGUUUUCUCUGGUUUUUGUUGUAUCUAAUACUUUAUUUAUUGCUAGAAAACAUUAUAUAGCUAGUCUAAAUUUGUUGAUUUUAAUUUAAUUUUAUUUUCUGGUGUUAAACAAUGUCAACGGGGAGAGUAGUAGCACAUGGAUUUGGAAAUGAUGUUGGUUUGAUAUUA
Vicia villosa (hairy vetch) is the source of this 1943-nucleotide messenger RNA. RefSeq names its product patellin-3-like. The coding region runs from base 203 to 1630 and encodes 475 amino acids. The transcript has 4 exons. Gene Ontology annotation, molecular function: lipid binding. NCBI's taxonomy places the organism in Eukaryota, Viridiplantae, Streptophyta, Magnoliopsida, Fabales, Fabaceae. The record is from RefSeq and is a predicted model, not a curated record.